This is a messenger RNA of Danaus plexippus (monarch butterfly), 1458 nucleotides long. Its product is annotated as lysophosphatidylserine lipase ABHD12-like. Gene Ontology annotation, molecular function: phosphatidylcholine lysophospholipase A1 activity; monoacylglycerol lipase activity. The transcript is spliced from 10 exons. The record is from RefSeq and is a predicted model, not a curated record. The coding region runs from base 199 to 1317 and encodes 372 amino acids. NCBI's taxonomy places the organism in Eukaryota, Metazoa, Arthropoda, Insecta, Lepidoptera, Nymphalidae. Gene Ontology annotation, biological process: monoacylglycerol catabolic process; phosphatidylserine catabolic process. Gene Ontology annotation, cellular component: endoplasmic reticulum membrane.
UAUAAUACAACAAUUUAUAACAAAGUACACAAAUUAAUUUCUUUGGAUUCAGAUAUCAUACGAAAUGUUAGUUUGAAACUGUUUUUAUUUGAUUUUUAUUUUAACCUUUUACUUUUCCCUAGUUUAAUUAUUCUACGUAACUAAAUUAUAAAAUAUUCAAUUAAUUAUAUAACAUAUAGAAUCAGUUUUGUGUGAAUAAUGUUAGGAAUUAUCAUCUGCGUGCCUUUAUAUGCAAUUGCGGCCUUAGUACUGGGUGCCUCUAUAACUGUAGGUAUUUUCGUAUUCCACGUGGCCGUGGUACCUUUAAUAUUCAAAUAUUCUAAAACCUUCAGACGACAUCUUAUAUUCGCUAACUUUGCACAGUGGCCUUUAAACGUCAAUUAUGACAGCCCAGCGGAGAGCGGCAUAGAGGGAGCGAGGAACUUUUAUAUCGAAUACCAGUCAAAAGUAGAUAAAUGUCCCAUGAAAAUAGGUGUAUGGCAUAUACUGCCGAAGAGUUCAUAUGAGAGAGUCAAAGGUAGUUUUGAAUGUGGAGACAACGAGGAGCUGAACCGAGCGAUGGAUGAAGAUAUUAUUAGCUCUAAACAUCCCAUUAUAUUAUAUUGUCACGGCAACUCCAACAGCAGAGCGGCCUACCACAGGAUACAGUUGUACAAAUUCUUCCAGAAAAUGGAUUUUCAUACUAUAGCAUUUGAUUACAGAGGCUACGGUGAUUCGACUAACGUGAUGCCGACUGAAGAUGGCGUGGUGGAAGAUUCUCUAAUCGUAUAUGAUUGGUUGAACACAAUGUUAGAGCCGGCCAAGGACAGACCGCCUGUUUUUGUAUGGGGACAUUCACUUGGUACUGGCAUCUCAUCACAUUUGCUCGGUAAUUUGAAAGAGCUGUCCAAGAAUAUUCUACAGAAAGUUGAACCUUUGAAACUGCCUAAUGGUUUAAUAUUGGAGUCACCGUUCAAUAAUUUGGCAGACGAGGUCAAUCACCAUCCACUGGCCGUGCUGGUCUCAUGGCUGCCUUACUUCAAAGAGAUGUUUGUUUCUCCGUUCGUGGGCUGCCCCUGUCAUUCGUUUCGCUCUGACGAACAUCUAGCACGAGAGACAUUCCUGCCUGUGUUGGUGUUGCACGCUAGAGACGAUUUAGUCGUACCUCACGUAGUCGGAGAAAAGCUCUACCAGUCAAUAGUCAAGUCACGUGUCAACGGCGGGGCGACGAUAAAACUACAUUCCUAUGACAAGAAUCAAAAUCUUGGACACAAAUGGAUCUGCAACGCGAAGGAUCUGCCGGAAGUUGUCGGAGAUUUCGUGUCCAGUCACCGGUAAUGUAACAUAUUACAAACAGCAUUUUAGUUUGCUAUUUAAAUGAUGAAGUGAACCUUACUUCGCGCCACGCUUCACGCUCGCAGACGCUUCGCAAUGCAUUCAUUUGUUUACUUUUGUGACAAAUAAAUCAUUAAAUAAAAA